AGAAAGGGCAGCUAGGGUUCGGAAUCACCGGGUAUUACGAUUGGCUGGGGUUUUUUUUUUUUUUUUUUUGGUCCGGAGGCGUGUACUAAGUAGCCGGUAGUGAAGAGGGAAGAUGGCUGCCGCAUUGAAGUAAUUUUCAGUCGCAUCGUUCUGGUGUUCGUCUUACCACAAAUGCAUCACUUUUCCCCAGAAACAACAGAGUGCAGGAAGUGUGAAUGAGUCCAAAGCUCUGUUCCCAGAAGCUUCCGUCCAUUGGAGGAAGACUUAAAGCUUCUGCCCUAUCAGCUGCUGAGGCUGAAUUUGGCAUGAAGGAUUCUCUUCACUGUGCAUGGACAGAAAACCAAUGCGGAGACCUGCAAAUUACAGGAAAUUGCCAAGUCUCUCUGCUGCUAGCUUCAGAUCUUGUUUCAGUUUGCAGCUGUUCGAUUAUUGAAAUGAGAGCCACUGCAGGCAAGAACUUGUACAGUAUUCCUCUCACCCCCUGCUGAUUUCAGCAGCAGUCAUACUAAGAAGACAUAGUCAAAGACAGAGCGAUGCCGGAUCUUCUAGCCUGGUGUCUUAGUACUCGCCCUGGGGAGACUGGAAUGGAUGUCACAAGUCGCUGCACCCUGGGAGACCCCAAUAAAUUACCAGAGGGGGUUCCUCAGCCUGCUCGCAUGCCUUAUGUCUCGGACAAACACCCAAGACAGACCCUAGAGGUCAUCAAUCUCUUGCGCAAACAUAGAGAGCUUUGUGAUGUAGUCCUUGUGGUAGGUGCCAAGAAAAUCUAUGCCCACCGUGUCAUCCUCUCAGCUUGUAGCCCAUACUUUCGGGCAAUGUUCACAGGCGAGUUGGCAGAGAGUCGCCAGACCGAAGUAGUUAUUCGGGACAUUGAUGAACGAGCCAUGGAACUGCUGAUUGACUUUUCAUACACCUCACAAAUUACAGUGGAAGAGGGAAAUGUACAAACCUUGCUACCGGCUGCUUGUCUCCUUCAGCUUGCAGAGAUUCAAGAAGCCUGCUGUGAGUUUUUAAAGAGGCAGCUUGACCCAUCCAAUUGCUUGGGUAUCCGAGCCUUUGCCGACACUCACUCAUGCCGAGAACUGUUGAGGAUCGCAGAUAAGUUCACCCAACAUAACUUUCAAGAGGUGAUGGAAAGUGAGGAGUUCAUGCUUCUCCCAGCAAACCAGUUGAUCGAUAUAAUCUCAAGCGAUGAACUGAAUGUUCGCAGUGAAGAGCAAGUGUUUAAUGCAGUGAUGGCCUGGGUGAAAUACAGCAUUCAAGAAAGGAGGCCACAGCUGCCACAAGUUUUGCAACACGUUCGAUUGCCACUGCUAAGCCCAAAAUUUUUGGUCGGGACUGUUGGAUCUGAUCCACUGAUUAAAAGUGAUGAGGAGUGCAGGGACUUAGUAGAUGAAGCCAAGAACUACCUUUUGCUGCCUCAAGAAAGACCUCUAAUGCAAGGCCCUCGGACUCGACCUCGCAAACCCAUCCGUUGUGGUGAAGUGUUGUUUGCAGUGGGAGGCUGGUGCAGUGGAGAUGCCAUUUCCAGUGUUGAACGCUAUGAUCCACAAACUAAUGAGUGGAGGAUGAUGGCUUCAAUGAGCAAACGGCGAUGUGGUGUUGGGGUCAGUGUUUUAGAUGAUCUACUUUAUGCUGUGGGUGGCCAUGAUGGAUCCUCGUACCUUAACAGUGUAGAAAGGUAUGAUCCAAAGACCAAUCAGUGGAGCAGUGAUGUUGCUCCCACCAGCACAUGCCGAACCAGCGUUGGUGUAGCAGUUCUUGGGGGAUACCUAUAUGCAGUAGGAGGCCAGGACGGGGUAUCCUGCCUCAACAUUGUGGAAAGGUACGACCCAAAGGAGAAUAAAUGGACACGAGUUGCCUCUAUGAGCACUCGGAGACUUGGUGUCGCUGUUGCAGUUUUAGGCGGAUUCCUUUAUGCUGUUGGUGGUUCAGAUGGCACAUCUCCUCUUAAUACUGUGGAGCGGUACAAUCCCCAGGAGAAUCGCUGGCACACUAUAGCACCCAUGGGCACACGGCGCAAACACCUAGGAUGUGCUGUCUAUCAGGACAUGAUCUAUGCAGUGGGUGGUCGGGAUGACACUACAGAACUCAGCAGUGCUGAACGGUACAAUCCCCGAACAAACCAGUGGUCACCUGUUGUAGCCAUGACUUCUCGUCGGAGUGGAGUUGGCCUUGCUGUGGUGAAUGGGCAGCUAAUGGCAGUAGGAGGCUUUGAUGGAACAACGUAUUUAAAAACUAUAGAAGUUUUUGACUCGGAUGCUAACACUUGGCGGUUGUAUGGUGGCAUGAACUAUCGACGGUUGGGUGGUGGUGUUGGAGUUAUCAAAAUGACACACUGUGAAUCACAUAUCUGGUAAACCAUACAAAGUGCAUUAGACCCCCUCAAGCCUCGGAUAUGGACAUCCAGCUCCACUGUAAGAAGCUUUAAAAGGAGCAUCCUCAUCAAGUCGCCAAGGAACGUUAAACAUUACUCAUAGUAUUUUCCGUUUUGUUUAAAAGCUAACUUUAAGAAUCUAUCCCCUGUAAGAACAGGUUCAUUUAUAGGAGUAAUGAAGUAUGCUUUCUUUGUUUGGGAUGAAAAUGUCUCCUUUGGCCAGUUGCUGUCAUUGUGUUGUCCAGGAAGACCAUAUGCAUUGCACCUUAAAGGGGAACUCCACACAAACAUAACUUAAGCUUUUUGAAAAGUAAACCUAAUUUCAAGCAACUUUGCAAUAUACAUUGAUUAAAAAAUAUGCAGACUUUUCCUAAUUUUUAAUGGUUUUGAAUAGUUUCCUAAGCCUAGCCCCCUGCUCUCCUGCUGAUCUGUCUGACUACUUUGCUGAGCUGGCUGACUACUGUUACUUUGUAUCAGCAGCCAUCUGACCUUGGCCUGCAUCUUCCAACCCCACAAUUCCCUGCACACAUGAUUUCAAUUAGGACCAGAACAUCAUAGU
Xenopus laevis (African clawed frog) is the source of this 2936-nucleotide messenger RNA. It is a transcript of the gene klhl20.S, whose product is annotated as kelch like family member 20 S homeolog. Gene Ontology annotation, molecular function: type II interferon binding. NCBI's taxonomy places the organism in Eukaryota, Metazoa, Chordata, Amphibia, Anura, Pipidae. Gene Ontology annotation, cellular component: cytosol; PML body; trans-Golgi network. The transcript has 13 exons. The record is from RefSeq and is a predicted model, not a curated record. Gene Ontology annotation, biological process: protein K33-linked ubiquitination; proteasome-mediated ubiquitin-dependent protein catabolic process; protein ubiquitination. The coding region runs from base 534 to 2360 and encodes 608 amino acids.